Molecule: messenger RNA, 1142 nt
Organism: Branchiostoma belcheri (Belcher's lancelet)
Lineage: Eukaryota; Metazoa; Chordata; Leptocardii; Amphioxiformes; Branchiostomatidae
Exons: 4
Coding region: 63-1142 (359 amino acids)
Source: RefSeq, a predicted model, not a curated record
AUAGUCAAUAUUUUUUCUUGAUUCACUGAAAAAGAAGCUACGACAAUCAGGACAACAUCAUCAUGGCUAUACUAGUGCGAAAACGGACGGUUGUGGUGGUUAUUCUGACCUCCAUGGUCUGGGUGUUCAUGGAUAUCUUCAUCUUCUUGAAAAACAGCGAUUUCGUCAAGAUGUCCGAUUCGGAGAGACUGAAGGAGAAGGUGAGGGAAUAUGCGGUGGGUAAAGUCACCGUCCUGCCGCCGGAAGGGAAGGAAGGCAUCAGAGACGUGUACCACACAGAAGCGGCUCUGUACACAGAGCAUCGGCAAAUACAGACGCUGAAAGAACAGAUCUUCCCGCCCAAUCUCAAACUGGAAUCGAGCAGGAAUGUUCACGAAGGUUUUCUGGUCACAGCUUACAGUUUCGACGAUUCCUACGACAAUGAACCGAUUCAGAUAGAAUUGAAAGACAAGUCUGAAGAUGUAACUGACCUUGAAAGGCCAGUUGUUGACUUACAAGGACAGUUCAAGGUGGACACGGAAAGUGACAUCAUCACCCAUGAUGCUCCAGCCAAAAUGGCGGACCAAGAACAGAACGAAGAGGAGACAAGUUUUCUUGAUCAAUUUGAUGAACGCAUAAAGGAGUACGCCAGCGUUACUGUAUCAGAGCUUUUCUACAACACACCUUCCCCAUGGGUAGCGUCAACGCGCAAAACCGCUUACGAUGGCGUUUUUAUCCCAGAAAUCAUCACGAAUCAUAACAUAGAAAACUCUCACCAAGAAAACAUUACACAGGAAAAUGAAGGAAAGACGUUAUCAAACAUCACUGCGUCUCUAGCCCCCACGACUAAAAAUUCAAGAUUUGGCAACUUUCUCGCUCGCUUGCCUUUCGUAGUGAACAAGGAAGCCCCUGGACCGUAUCACGACCAGUACGACCCCACAGAGUUGAAAGAGAACAUCCCAAAACACACCGUACAGUCACUGAACCUUCUAACGAUGCCGAAAAGUCCCCGAAGCCCAGGGGAAGACGGGAGACCUGUGAGAACUAAGAAGGAAGAUGACGCGAUGGUGAAGAGUAUGUUUGCCGAGGCGUCGUUCAACGUGUUCGUCAGCAAUCUUAUCUCUGUGGAGAGGACCAUUCCUGAUCUCAGACCGACUAAGUAA